CGAAGGUCGCCAUUUUGCCUGUUGUAAAGUGAAGAGUUUUCCCAGCCAGAAUCAGCUCGGCCCGACAUUAGUGUGUCGUUCGAUCGGAAUUAACUGCAUCUAAACGACGUCGCGACCGGCAAAAGUAGUUCCAAUCGAAGCGUAUCGAUCCGUACUAUCCGGGUGUAGUGUUUGCGAGGUGAAUAGUGCUAGAUUUAUUGGGUUUUUCCGAGAAUUGAAAUAUUCAACUCCGAAGAUUGGGGAUUGUGACCGGUGAGAGAGGCUUAUUAAAUUUCGUUCAGUAAAAUGGAUAUGUCAGGACCCCCGAGAGGUGGAUUCCGCGGUCGCGGAGGAUUUGGCGAUCGCGGUCGUGGCGGAUUUGGGGAUCGAGGCCGAGGCCGCGGAGGUCGUGGCGGUCCGAUGAUGGGUCGCAUGAUGGGUGGUCCACCGAUGAUGCGGGGACGUGGUGGCAUGAUGCGUGGCGGUCCACCCCGUGGUAUGGGUGGCCCACCGAGAGGUGGUCCUCCGAUGUCCCGAGGUGGCCCAUACGGAGGUCGUCCACCGAUGGGAGUCGGUGGUGCUCCACGCAGCAGCUAUUCAUCGUCCGUAUCGAACGGGUCCGGUCCGCCGCCUUCGUCGACGACCGAAAAUGGAAAUGAUCUCAAAACGGCAGAUACCACUAGCGCAGCCAAAACGGUACCGACGACCAGCGGAAGCACACCGACUUCGACGUCGAGCUCGGCAGCACCGUCAACGGCACCGAAAACCGGUGCCUCAGCAUCGUCACAGGUUCCUAGCUCAGAUUCGGGCCGGGCAACACCUCCGCAACCGAUCAAGACAGCCGAUUCUAGUAGUCUUUCCCAUCCCAGAGAAUCGCAAGAUUCUUCAAUUCAAUCGACAGGUAGCUCGUAUUCUUCGUAUUCCUCGCGAGGAAUGGGAUUCCGUGGUCGCGGAAGCUACCCACCACGUGGCACAGGACGCGGACGUGGUGGCUACGGAGGCGGUUACGAUGGUCCUAGGCCAUACCGUGGAGGAAUGGGCGGUCGGGGCCGCGGCGGCUACGGUGGUCCAGGUGGUUACGGAGGUCCGCCCAGCUAUAACAGUGGUUAUAAUAGUGGGCCUCCCCCGUCGUACGGUCAAAUGGGCGGUUACCAGCACAGUGGGUAUAACCCAGGUCCACCUCCACGACAGCAGUUCGACACCCGGCAACCUUCAAACACAACCACGGUGACACCGAUCAAGCGCGGUGGAAUGCCCGGAAGCGGUCCCCCCGGACCAAAACGAGGCCGUUAUGAUUCGGGGCCACCAAGUCGUUCCUUACCGCCGAAGAGCAUGCCGCCACAUCAUAGUGCUCCGGCGCCCGUUUCGUCGUACAGUGCACCGCCCUCGAUGGCUGGCCACGGAGGCUAUCCGGAGCACAAUCACCCGCCUGCCAGCAUGGACCAGUACGGCACACAUGGAACGGCCAGCACCGGUGGCUACGGCACGACCAGUGCAUCCCAAAGUGGCUACGGCACCAACGGGUACGGUCAGAGCACAUACGGAAGCGCGACGAUGGCCUCGACGGGUUACGCGACUGGAACAGAAUAUGACACCAGUCAUUACGAUUACAGCACUGGCACGUACGACAGCCGGUAUCAGACCGGAUAUUCGCAGGACUAUAGCCAAUCGUACGGCGCCACCACUGAUUACAGUGCCGUCUCGACGGAAACCUAUCCCAGCCAGCAGUACGAUGACCGAUCAGGAGGCUACGCUGGUUACGACGCGCAAGCCUACUCGCAAGGCUACGCAAAGACCGAUCAGUACGCUCAUGGUGGUUAUUAUUAGAAGAACAAAAACCAAAACGCAGAUGAAAUAAUUUCAAAGAGAGAUCGAGAAUAACCAAGCAAAAAUUGCAAAGAAAGUGUGUGAGAGUGUGUGAGAAAAGUCCGACAAGAAAGCACAGUAAACGGCAAACAAAUUGCUACUGGGAGCAAACUAGUAUAAACCCUCCCCCCCCCCCAAAAAAAAAGGUGGAUUGGAAAACGUUCAACAAAACAGAAAAGAAAUCAGUUCAAAACUUCACAAACCAGCAUGCUGCAAAGCGCAUAUAGAAAAAAAAAAAGAUGCAAAAGUAUCCCGAGAAAGACAACAGCAAACGCAAAAGCAAAACAGAAUGAAACUGAAUAAUCGUGAGACGGUGUCAGCACAGUAUGAAGCAGAUAGCAAAAAUCCACGUAGCCGUAUUGAAAAUUUACUGGAAAGUUUACGAGCGUAGUGAUGAAAUUUCCUUUCUCUUUCUUUUUAAAUCUAUCGACUUUACAAGAAUGGCAUUGCUAUUCUCAUUACAUUUAUUGCAUGAUAAUAUGCAACAUUAUCAUCCAGUUUUAGGAAGUUGUAUGAUGUAAGGAAGGAUUAUGAAUAAACAAAAUAAAAUAAAAUAAAAUCAGCAAACUAAUAGUUAUAGGAAGUCAAACAAAAAAAAAUAGUAAGCGUAAUCCUACACUAGCACAGAAAUAAAGAAUAACAUUGGAUGUGUCCCAUCACCCA
Messenger RNA from Ochlerotatus camptorhynchus, 2508 nucleotides. RefSeq names its product RNA-binding protein FUS. The record is from RefSeq and is a predicted model, not a curated record. The transcript is spliced from 5 exons. NCBI's taxonomy places the organism in Eukaryota, Metazoa, Arthropoda, Insecta, Diptera, Culicidae. The coding region runs from base 286 to 1806 and encodes 506 amino acids.